Messenger RNA from Leptinotarsa decemlineata (Colorado potato beetle), 1673 nucleotides. RefSeq names its product tetratricopeptide repeat protein 29. Gene Ontology annotation, cellular component: cilium. The record is from RefSeq and is a predicted model, not a curated record. NCBI's taxonomy places the organism in Eukaryota, Metazoa, Arthropoda, Insecta, Coleoptera, Chrysomelidae. Gene Ontology annotation, molecular function: protein binding. Gene Ontology annotation, biological process: cilium movement.
GCUCGUUCAUUGUCACUGUCAUUUUAAUUGACAACAAAAGUCAUUCCAUUUCUCAAAUCAAUUCUCAUUACAAUGAACACCUUUCCGGCCGACAACUACAUCAAAAGGGAACGUCAGAGAAAGGAGAAAAACCAGAAAAUGAUCGAAAAAAUGCGAUCCAACUUACCGGUAUAUACCAUCGACGAAAUUCGCGAAUACAAGCUUCCCUUCGACGAAGCACUUUUGAUCGGACUCCAGGAGAAGGGCUACUUCAGUACUGUAUCGUAUCUAAAAGAAUUGUUCGAGUACCAAACGAACCUGAGGGAACAGGCAGGAAUCGGUACUAUUGUAUGGCUGAGGCCUCAGCUCAUAUACAGCAGGCCUGAGCUGGAGUAUUUGAGUAACGGCUUGCGUUCAUCCGAAGAUAAUCACAAGAAAAAACAUUUUGCCCAGGAGUGCCACGACUUCUUGUCGCUGGCGGUACACUUCGCUUUUGACGGUCCCGACUGGUGGUGGCUUGGCGAGCAGUUGUUAAUGCAAGCCAUCAGGAUAACCAAGGAAUACACAUCGCUAGGAGGAAAAUACGAAGCUUUAAGUCACUUCGCCUACGGUAAGUUCCUCAUCGAGAACGUAAAGGAGUACAGCGCCGCCUUGCAGCAGUUGGAGAUAGCGAGGGAGCUGUCCGAAGGUAAAGGCUGGACCAGCAAAAAUUUUUUCCCAGGAGAAACUGGUACGCUGUUCAUGCAAGUGAACCUUCACCUCUUUCACUGCUUGUAUAGAGAAGCGAAAUAUCUCAUGAAAAUUGAUACAACGAAGGCCAUUUCUCGGAUAGUAGAGGCUAGGAAAAGGGCAGCCGAAUCGUGUUAUCACGAAGGCGAAACAAAGGUACUCAUGCUGAAAGGAACUUGCGAGAUGGAAUCUCGAGAUGUGAAAUCGGCCAUCAACUCCUUCGGUAGAGCUCUGUACCUUCAACAGAAACUGCGGUCGAUCGAAGGGAUAUGCAAAGUGAGAAUACAGUUGGCCAAAGCAUACCUCAUGGACAAUAAUGCAGAGAAGGCUUUGGGAACGCUGCUGUUACUGAAAGAGGAUGCUGAAAAAUUCGACCUGCCGUUCUACAUGGGGCAAGCAUACAAGAACUUGGGUGAGUACUACCUCAUCGCUGGGGAACCGGAAAAGGCAAAUUCUCUUCUGAAUAAAGCCAUGGAGAUUUUUCGCGAGUGCCAAGUUGAAGCUCCUGACAUAGAAACAGUUCGAAAUUUGGAAGCCAUCUCCGCGGGGUUGGAUCGGUUUCACGACUAUGUAAAGCUGAUUAAGCAAAGCGGGACGAAAGACAUAGAGGGCUUUCGGCAUCUAAUGAAAAUGGUGGCUUGGAAGGACGAAAGGAAGCCUUUCUGGGACACCGAAGAGAAAGUGCAUCAUCAGAAGUCGUUGAAUGAAAUUCUUGUAGAGAGUAUCGCGACAGGUGCUGGAGAAACUGGAAAAUUCGUAGAUAAUAAAGUAGCGUCGAGGAAAAUUGAAGGUGAUCCUGAUGAUCCGAAAGCUCUGAUAGAAUUGCACGACAAUAAGAAUACGUUCAAAUCAGAAUCGGAACCCGGUUUGGAGUCUGCAACAGAAAAAUAAAACAGAUAGUGUUGAGUGAUGUACCACUUUUUAUUUUACAAACAAAAAAAUAUAUAUUAGUUUUUUUCAAAUUA